Serendipita indica DSM 11827 is the source of this 1716-nucleotide messenger RNA. NCBI's taxonomy places the organism in Eukaryota, Fungi, Basidiomycota, Agaricomycetes, Sebacinales, Serendipitaceae. The record is from the annotation of a GenBank genome assembly.
AUGCCCGUAGACGCAUUGCAAGAGUCGACGUCGUUUGCGUUACGCGAUUUUCUGUUGACACAAAAUGUCCACUUUCCCAUUGAUUCGUUUCAUCUCUUGCGAUUGCUCGUCGCCAACGCGUCCACCUCUACAAACAACAGCAGCACAAACGGCAGUCAGACACCCAGCGACGCGAAACAGACCAAGCCACGACUGCGUUUGACCGAUUUGGCGAGAUUCGAGUCCAUGCUGAAGACUUGGGCGGACAAAUGGGAUCACGGCGUGAUUGCCGUUGUGAAGAGUCGCAAUUACGACAGCCAGGCGGGCUCGAGUCUCGGUGCGCGAAGUGAACUCAGCAUUAUUGCCGCUCAAGUCACGGACAAGGCGGGUUCGAGGAAACGGAAAAGAGGUGAGGAUGUUGUCGGUUCAGGUGAUCAUGCUGGCGCUCAGCUCCCACUUGUAGCAACGAUGAGUGGCAUGUCAGCUGUUGACCGCGAAAUCUUUAGCCUCCUUAGUCAAGGCACGGCAAAGCAGAAGCUUGUUGCUGAACAGCACGCGUCGACGACGGGAGUAUUUGAACCCAUUUGCCCUUCGACUACACGCGAGGCUUGUGCAAAGGCGGGGACAGUCAAAUGCACAAAAGUACACUUCUUGCCUAUCAUACGGCCACAUACAGACCCAAGUCUGGGAAUGUGCUCAUAUCUAAACACUUGCUUCUCUGAACCUCUGUACUCUAUGUCCCCUUCUAUUCAUCCUCUUCCAUCUGUACCUCGUCCUGCUGGCUCUGUCGCGCUCCCAUCUGGCUUGGGAGCGGGAGGAAGAGGAAAGGAAAAGGCACCUUGCCGGUACUUGCACUUCGAGGUGGACAUGGGGACACCAGCAAUCUCGGAAACACCCUCGAGCUCUGAUGAAGAGCGAGAUGACAUCUAUCAUGAUGGCCCACCGACGCUGCGGCGAAUAAGGAAUGGACCAGAGAAGCCACAAAGGACGCACAGAAUUGAGCUCGGUCUAGGGCCUGUUGGGAAAGGAUACGAAGUGCUACCUCCACAAUGGCUCAAUUGCGACUUGCGAAACUUUGACUGCUCUCUACUGGGCAAGUUUCAUGUCAUCAUGGCUGAUCCACCGUGGGAUAUUCAUAUGAGCCUGCCGUAUGGAACGAUGACGGACGAUGAGAUGCGGUCCAUGAAGAUCCCCAUGCUCCAGGACGAGGGUCUGCUCUUCCUUUGGGUGACUGGACGUGCAAUGGAACUCGGUCGAGAAUCUAUGCGUGCAUGGGGAUACCACCGCAUCGACGAGAUCAUUUGGGUCAAGACGAAUCAACUCCAGCGUGUUAUUCGGACGGGUAGAACGGGACAUUGGUUAAACCAUACCAAGGAGCACAUGCUAGUCGGCGUAAAACUGGCACCUGAUGGCUCGCUCAAGAUUCCGAGUUGGGUGAAUCGAGGGCUCGACGUGGACGUGAUUGUGAGCGAGGUGCGCGAGACGAGCCGAAAGCCAGAUGAAGCGUACGGUCUCAUCGAGAGGCUUUGUCCAGGAGGAAGAAAGCUAGAAAUAUUUGGCCGCAAGCACAAUACUCGGCCUGGAUGGUUGACUCUGGGUAACCAACUCGGUACAGAUCGUAUCUACGAAGAGGAUGUCGUCAAACGCAUCAAGACUGCAUAUCCAGAUCAUCCUUUGGAGCUAACGCCGCUCCCACAAGCGUAUCAAUCAAUGGAUACAAGCUCUGUAGCCUCAUAG